This is a messenger RNA of Gavialis gangeticus (Gharial), 2900 nucleotides long. RefSeq names its product LIM domain binding 3 (gene LDB3). Gene Ontology annotation, molecular function: actin binding; muscle alpha-actinin binding. The coding region runs from base 156 to 2447 and encodes 763 amino acids. Gene Ontology annotation, cellular component: Z disc; stress fiber; adherens junction. The transcript has 19 exons. The record is from RefSeq and is a predicted model, not a curated record. NCBI's taxonomy places the organism in Eukaryota, Metazoa, Chordata, Crocodylia, Gavialidae. Gene Ontology annotation, biological process: heart development; muscle structure development; actin cytoskeleton organization.
UCUUUUCUAGUGAUUCACUGUUCCAAAAGAAGUUACUUCAUGCACAGGUCCACAGAAUGGAACAAGUGGAGAAAACGCAGCAGUGAGACAUUGAGGGACAGAUCCUAUUUCACCUGCACACAUAGCCUUGGUGGUUGGUGUAAGAGGGUUCCAAAAUGUCUUACAAUGUGACUCUCAAUGGACCUGGACCAUGGGGUUUCCGACUGCAAGGGGGAAAGGACUUCAACAUGCCCUUGACCAUCUCCAGAAUCACUCCAGGUAGCAAGGCAGCCCAGUCACACAUGAAUCAGGGGGACCUUGUGGUGGCCAUUGAUGGAGUCAACACAGAAGGCAUGACCCACCUGGAAGCCCAGAACAAGAUCAAAUCAGCCAGCUACAACCUGAGCCUCACCCUUCAGAAAUCGAAACGCCCAGCACCAGUUCCAACAGCAACACCCAGAGUUGACUCUCCCAGGCCGGUAAUUCCCCAUCAGAAGGACCCUGCUUCGGAAAUCAAUGACAGCAGAACAACGUUCAGUCUUCUAACUAACACAGCCACUGGGCCUUUGAAUACUAUUUUAGCAACUGAUGAAACACUUUCAGGCUACCUCAGCAAGCAAGAAAUCAGCUAUUCAAAUAGUUAUUCCUUCUUAAAGACUACUGCAGUUAGAACUUCCAUGUCUUCUCAAUCAGUGACACCUGACAUUUCACCUCCAAAGAGUAAUCUAAGUUCAAAACAAAGCCCUGUGUUCACUGAUGGCUGUAGUUCUAAACACGAGCUGAGCCCCGCAAGGCAGUAUAACAACCCUAUUGGCCUUUACUCAGCAGAGACACUAAAGGAAAUGGCUGAGAUGCAUAAAUUAAACCUCAAACGAAGGGCUUCAGAAGGUGGACUUCCAAGAGGUGAAUCUCCAUUGGCUACACUUCCUGUUAAAGAUCCUCAUGUAGACAGUGCUUCUCCAGUGUAUCAGGCUGUGCUUAAAACUCAGAACAAGCCUGAAGAAGAGCUCGAAGACUGGAGUCGCCGUUCUGCCAAUCUACAGUCAAAGUCUUUCCGCAUCCUUGCCCAGAUGACAGGAACGGAGUACAUGCAAGACCCAGAUGAAGAAGCCCUGCGGAAAUCAAGAGGCAAGGAAAAUGUUGCUGCAGCAGCUGAAAACAGUACCCCUGUUGAGCAUGCUCCAGUGUCUACCAGCUCUGCCUCUGCUCCUAUGCCAGCUGCUUCAGCCAAUCAGCCUGCUACUGUUGCUCAAAACACAACCAAUCAGAUGACACCACCUUCAGCCAGCCCUACUUCAGUAAUACAAGACUCCUUCUCAUCCUCUUUCCAAAGAGUGUUUGCAGCCCCUACCUCCCUUUCACAGCCUAAACCUUUCACUGGGUCCAAGAACAUGUCACUAGCAGCUUCAACUAUUUCGUGUGCUAUCUCUGCUCAGUCUAGCUUCAACCGGCAUUCUUCUACCUCCAUCAGCUACCAGUCUAAAAAGAGAAGUCCGAGCCAGUCCUAUAUGCCAGCACCAGCUUCCCAUGGUCCAGCUCCUAGCACAAGCUACAGCGAAAGUCCAGUUUCUGCUCCAAAACCAAGAGUUGUCACUACUGCCAGCAUAAAGCCUUCUGUCUACCAUUCAGCCCCUGCCCCGGCAUCAGCCCUGGCGCCGACCCCAGCACCAGCACAUUCUUACAUGCCAGGCCAAGCAGAGCCGGCAAGCCGUCCUCCCUGGGUUACAGAUGACUCCUUUUCCCAGAAAUUUGCACCUGGGAAAACUACCACCAGUGUCACCAAACAUAUCCUGCCACGGGGUGCUCCAGCACCAUCUCCUGCCUCAACUUUAGCCUACCCGACUUCAAUUUCAGCCUCCUCCCAGGCUCCUGCUGUAGCCCGGGGAACUAUUCAAAGGGCUGAGCGUUUUCCAGCCAGCAGCCGAACGCCUCUCUGCGGACACUGUAACAGCAUCAUUCGGGGUCCUUUCCUGGUAGCCAUGGGUCGGACCUGGCACCCAGAAGAGUUCAACUGUGCUUACUGCAAGACUUCAUUGGCAGAUGUGUGCUUUGUGGAGGAGCAGAACAGUGUCUAUUGUGAGCGUUGUUAUGAGCAGUUCUUUGCACCAACUUGUGCCAGAUGCCAUACCAAGAUCAUGGGGGAAGUGAUGCAUGCCCUCAGGCAAACUUGGCAUACAACUUGCUUUGUCUGUGCUGCCUGUAAGAAGCCAUUCGGGAACAGCCUGUUCCAUAUGGAGGAUGGGGAGCCCUACUGUGAGAAAGAUUAUGUUGCUUUGUUCAGCACAAAAUGCCAUGGCUGUGAUUUUCCUGUUGAGGCAGGGGAUAAAUUCAUUGAAGCUCUUGGACACACUUGGCAUGAUACCUGCUUCAUUUGUGCUGUGUGCCAUGUAAAUUUGGAAGGGCAGCCAUUUUACUCCAAGAAGGAUAAGCCAUUAUGCAAGAAGCAUGCUCAUGCCAUCCAUGUCUAAAGGAAGAGCUGGAAGUCAGUGGCAUGGGGAGAAAAGUGGAAAAGUGAGCAGUUACAAAAAAGAUAAUGGUGGCUAACAUUUCUCUUUGGGGGAAAAAAAGCUAGGAAGCUACUGAACAUUUCUGAAGUUUAAUUUAAUCCACUUUGUAUGGACUUUUGCAUGGUCUUUAUAAAAAAACUGAAUGAACACCCAAAAGCAAACUAACCAGUCUAUAGAAAGAAGAAUAUUACUUCAGAAGUUAGACAAGAAAUGUGAUUAAAUUUUAACCUUUCAUAUUUAAAAAAAUAAUAAAACAUCAGAUACUUGUUCUAAUAAACUACCCAGAACAGCUUUACAGCUGAAACCGUACACUAGUGUUAAUGAUAACUGAAAGUCAUUCUUUGUAACAAAAAAAUUAAGUGCCAAAAUAUUAAGCAUAGGAUAAUUUGUAGAAUCUAAAUGAUAGCUUUAAAA